Messenger RNA from Coregonus clupeaformis (lake whitefish), 5463 nucleotides. It is a transcript of the gene fhad1, whose product is annotated as forkhead-associated (FHA) phosphopeptide binding domain 1. NCBI's taxonomy places the organism in Eukaryota, Metazoa, Chordata, Actinopteri, Salmoniformes, Salmonidae. The record is from RefSeq and is a predicted model, not a curated record. Gene Ontology annotation, molecular function: protein binding. The transcript has 29 exons. Bases 115 to 3996 code for a protein of 1293 amino acids.
ACAAUCCGAAGUCAAGCUGAUUUCUAUGUACAAACCUGUAGGCUACAAUGUUUGUUCUCCACUGUUGAAUGAAUUGGAUACAUUUCGGACUGUCUGCCUCGUUUUAAGGUGGAUAUGAGGGGUUACCUGAAAACAACGGGGUGGGUAUUUAAACUCCAGGCCGAAACCACUACAGUAGGAACACAUAGGGAUUGCGAUUUAUGUUUACAGAAUGGAGGAGUUGAGGAGCAUCAUGCCAUUAUCGAGUGGAGCAAAUCAGAGCCAUGCUUUGUCCUGAGUGACCUGAACUCCGCCCAUGGUACCUAUGUCAACGACUGUCGUAUCCACAAUGCAGCCGUGCGUCUAACCCCAGGCGAUGAACUGCACUUUGGCUAUGGAGGCUCCACCUACCAGUUAGCUGUAGAAAGCCCAUCUAUGCUCCCCUGCCCUCCCAUGAACAACCGGACAGCCUGUCAGAAAUCCCUGCAGCUGAAAGAGGAGCCCCCCCUCGCCCCGUCUCCCUCCUCCCCCUCCUCCCAGCUCCCUCUACUACCUGGCAAUACUUCUGUCCCUGUUGCAUGGGUAUGGGGGGGAUCAUCUGUCACCCCUCAUCCCCCCAGCCGGGCUCGACCAGCCAGUGCGGGGGCCAAACGGACUGGGCAGAGCAACCCCUCCGAACAACAAGGGACAACCUCAUGCAGACCAGGAAGUUGGACUGGACACACAGGAAGCGGGCCCCCUCAGAGAACCGGCGCAAUGGCAUCUCAAAGUUCUCAGACCAUGCAGCACCUCUUACAGGAGAAGGAGGAGAGGCUGCUUCGGCUGGGAGACGAGAACAGCAGGCUGGCUGUGUUUGAGAGUGAGUCCCAGAGGAAGGACAGGGUGAUUGCAGGGCUGAGGGAUGAGACGUCAGCUCUGAGACACCAGCUGACCCAGAGCCAGCAGACCGACCAGGAGAUCAAACAUAGGCUGCUCAGUCUGGAGAGGGACAUCAAUGACAAGAGGGAGCAGAUCGAAAGGUUGAAGGAGCAGAUGGUAGAGCUGCAGAGGGGCUCCAGUGAGGUGUUUAGGCACACUGUCACUGAGCGAGACCUGAAGAUGUCCAACCUAAGAGGUCAGAUGGAGAGACUGAAGAGGGAAAGCAGCACUGCCUCAGGUCUGGUAAGAAGCUUACAGAGAGACCUGAGUUCGAGGGAGAAGCAGGCUCUGAAACUGGCGUCUGAGGUGGACAGACUCCGGCAGGACAUCCGACACAAGGACAUCCAACUGGGGGCUACUGCCACCAAGUUCUCCAAAAUAAUUAAGAAGCACCAGGAGGAGUUGCUCAACCAUGAACAUGAGGUGAUAACACUGAAGAAGAAUAAUGAGAGGUUGGAGGUUACUUUGAGGGAUAAGCAGAGGCUCCUGGAGCACCAAACAACAGAGAGGGACUCACUAAAAAACAGACUGGAGAAGAAGAUUGGGGAGCAAGCUUCUAUGUUAGCGGAGUCUGAGGCAGAGAGGCACACACAGCAAGAGAAGAGCAAAGCUGAGCUGGAGCUGGUGCAGGCACAGAUUGAGCACCUUCGUGACCAGCUGCUGAUGAUGUUACCCACUGAACCCUCUGACUCCAUUUCCCAUGAUGCCUUGUCAGACCAGCAGGUAUUAGAGCAGGUGGCAGAGCUGCUAGGAGAGAGAGAGAGCCUGAUGAGUAAGGUAGAGGAGCUGGAAGGACAACUGAAGGAGGUCAGGACUGAACAGGAGAGGGCAGCAGAGGACACAGAGAGGCUGAAGAGUAGGCUGGAGACCUGUCAGAGUCAAUUACAGGAGGCAUGCUCGGCAAAUGCCCUGGAGAAGUCCAUGACCUCACUACAGGAGGAGAGUGUGUCUCCAGCUCUGGCCUGGGUCCAGGCUUCAGUCCUCUCCAUAAUGGCUACCCAGCUCCCACUGCUUCAUAGUGCCACCCAGGCCCUACUGGAAGCUGGGAUAGAUGCUUCACAUCCCACUGAAGGAGUCCUGAGUGGCAUCAGAACCCUGGUCAAUGAGCACCAGGGAUACAAAGUGGAGCUUCAACGUCUGAAGGUAGACCUGGAGGAGCUCCAGGAGAGAGAUGCAAAGUCCAGAGAGCUGCAGGAGAUUCUGAGCAUUACCAGAGAGGAGCUGGUGCAGCAGAGACAGCAGAUGACUGUGGCACAGCAUGAAGAAGAGGCCAGGCAAAAGGAGUUGGAGGAGCUGAAUGGGGAGUUGGAGGCACUCAGACAAGCCCAGACUACACUGCAGCAGGAGGCGCAGACCCAGGAGGCCGAGUGCUGCACCAGGCUGGAGGAGGCAGGCAGGAGGGAGGAGGAGUGGCAGGAUAAGGUGAAGGAAGCCUUGGAGAAGGGAGCAGAGGAGGAGAGGGAGCGCUACGGGGUCUGGGAGGCUGAGUACAGGGAGCAGGUGCGGCAGCAUGCGCACACCAUCGUGGCCUUGGAGCAGCGCUGGGUCCAGAGCAGACAGAGAGCCCAGGAGGUGGAGGAGGAGAGGGAAGUGCUGAUUGGACAGCUGAGAGCGUUGGAGGGGAGUCUGGAGAGUAGUAGGCCCGUGAGGAGUACCAGUCCCCUGGAGACACAGACUAAACAGGCCCCAGAGGUAGCAGCCCUGGAGGGUAUUAUCACUUCACUCAGGGCAGACUUGGCCCAGUCUCAGCUGGAAACAUGUAGCCAGGGUGACCUCAUCGUGGCUUUGAGUCAUGACCUGGCUGCAGCCAAUGCCAGGAUAACAGACAUGACAGGGGAACUGAGUGAGCAGCAGAAACUAGAGUUGGAGCAGCUUAAGGCUCUGGUUGUCGAUCAGAGGGUCCAACUGAGCACGCUCACUCAGAAGCUAAUGCUGAUGUCACAACUCGUGGAGCAGAAAGGGGAGGAGCUUGAGAAAGUGAGGGAUGAAUUGAGGCUUUGUCAGGUGGACCUGGAGAAGCGUCUCAGGGCAAAGCGAGAGAUGAAGGAACAGAGGACAAACCCAGAGCAGACCCAGCCUGUCCACUACUCUGUUGUCACCUGUAUACCACCACACACAAAGGAUAUGGCCACUGUCACCGCUCCUGGGGAGCUUGCCAAGCAGGGGUCAAAGUGCAGAGGUUAUCGACACGAGGAGGUGAUUCAGCAUCAGAGGGAGGCUCUGUCAGAGAUGAGGGCCAGGAUAGGAGCCUUGGAGCAAACAUGGCCCCUGAAGUGCUUCACCCAGCAGGGUGCACCUAAGAAACAAGCAGGGAAUGAGGCGGGCAAACUCAGCACCCAGAAGUCUGCAGUGAGUGGCUGGCCGCUCCCUGGAGCAUUGGGGGAAGAGACCCUGGAGCGCACAGCCAGACUGGACCUAUCAGACGCCCUGGACCUCAGCGAGAGGACAUACCUGGAUCUGGCACGGGCGCUGUGCGAGGCUCUGGAGUUGAGUGAGGGCCAGCUGCAGGGGUGUGUGUCGCUGCAGCACCUGCCCCAGGAGGAGAGGGCCAGUCUGUAUUCUUUGCGUCACGCAGACUUGGAGCUGCUCCGGAGCCGCAUGGCCCUACAGCACAGCCAGGCCCAGCGAAGGGAAUCCCUACUGCAGCAGCAACACAGAGAAAUGACUACUCUCAGGGAGAGCCAGGCAGAGGGCCAGCAACUCCAGGCCAGUCUGGAUACGCUGAGGGCCGAGCUGGAGACGGAGAGCCAGGAGAGCUCCCUGCUCCGCGAGGCCUUGCGCCGCACCCAGAGCCGUCUGGAACAGGAGAUAGACCUAAACACCAGGGCCGUAAAGAGCCGUAAGGCAGUGAGUGUGGAGAGAAUCCAGAGGAGGAGUGGGAAGACAGCCUCUCACAGCUGUGUCCGUACUGAGGCCGGCGACACGGCGGCAGCGAAGACGUCCAGCCUGCUGGAGAGGCUGAAGAAGAGGGAGUACGAGGUGGAGACCCUGAAGAGGCAGCUGGGGAAGAAGGAGUUUAGCAAGAUGGCCUCCAAGCUGGAGCUGGCCAUUGUACAGCAGCAGCCUCAACAGGCCUCACCACUGACAGAGCCCUCCUAAUGUACUGUGCUCCUGCCCCGCUACACUGGAGUGACUGAACACCAGGGGCAAGGAGACUGGCUCAAGGGUCCUUUUGACUUGAACAUCCAACCGUUCUUUGUUACAAAUACAGUGACACUCACUGUUGAGCUUUUCCGCACCUCGGCAGAGGACACUCAUCACUACGAGACUAGCGAACACAGCUAGUGUGCAUCACACCAUAGAAUUAGAAUUACUAGAACUGACGUUCCCAUUCAAGUCAUUCUAUUUCAUUGCAUCACGCAUACUGUACCGCUGCUGCUGGCCAUGAUGAAGUUUCUGCUGGUGGCUGCAUAUUAUUACACCUCAGAGCCAUAUAUUCUACAUACUGUAUAGCUCUGCACCACAUCGUAAUGAGUGAAUGCCCCUGUAGAGAUGAUGGAAUAGUCAAUGUAUGAGCAUGUGGGUGUUAAUGAUGUGUGUUUCAAAGGCAGCUUUUCUCAGCUUCCCUCUGAGCUUUGAAUGUAAAAAGUAUGUUGGGCUAUAUCUGCCUCAGCUAUAUUCUUUUAGUCAGAUCACUUCACCACUCUUGAUCAUCCAUUCACCACGGCAAAUGAGGCAGUCUUUAUGCACAACAAUACAAAUACGUUUCUGCGUUCUUCUACAGACUUUUCUGCCGAUACAGUAUAAUAUUUUGGUUGACACGUCAUUGCGAUAUCUCAGCAAUUACAAAAUGGCCAAGGCGUCCAUUUGAGUGGCUAUUUCGGGAGUGUGAGUGCUACACUAACAACAGGAAUAUGCCCCUGAACCGCGGAUACAAAGGAAAAGGAGUGUGUUAUUCCUCCUAUCUGCAGUAGACCUCCCCCCUCCCUCCCUCCCUCCUCGCUAUGCCUCGAGGUUAUUGCGGUCCAUUAUCGCAGUGGGCAGAGAGAAAAGCUGAUUCAUUUAUUCAUCAUCAGAGUCUUCUCUUGCUUACAGCAGCACACACCGUCACAAACACAGUCACGUGAGCAUAGGAUGAGAGAGUGGUUUGUGUGUAUACGUGCGUAUGUGUAUGUGGGAAGGUGUGAAAGGGUCAAGCGUGAGCGAGCAUGCACGUCAGUGUGUUGUUUUGAGUGCGUGUUUGUGACGUAUGGCAGUGUCCGUGUUUGUGUGUGAGUGAGUAGGCCUAUGUGUGAGUCUGUCUCUGUGCAUGGGAUUGUGUAUGUGAGCAUAUGCAAAAUCUAUUAUUCAGGAUAUUAAUUAAUUAUUGUUCUACAUAAAGCAGAUGCCACAGAUAAUAGAGCCAGUAUAUGGUUUGGUUUCGCUCUAUAUUUGUUUGACUAAAUUCCCAUAAGGCAGGGUUCCCAAACUGGCGGCCCCCCAAGUGAUGUUAUUUGGCCCCCCAGGUUUUCUGAGCAAUAAAAAUAAAAAAGGUUUAUUUUUAUUUUUUAUUGUUGAACAUUAAAGACUGUAAAAACACCAGCAAAUCAGCUCUAAUUGAUUUUAAUAUAGGAAAUCCCACGCAUA